Molecule: messenger RNA, 1440 nt
Organism: Arctia plantaginis
Lineage: Eukaryota; Metazoa; Arthropoda; Insecta; Lepidoptera; Erebidae
Source: the annotation of a GenBank genome assembly
AUGAAAAAGUAUUGUGCAGAGGGAAGCAAGUUUAAUCAAGUCCUUGUUGCGCUACUGAUGGUGCUCCCAGUCUUCUCGUAUGGCACAGCAAUCGGUUGGAUCUCGCCCAUGGGUCAGAAGCUGAUGUCUGAGGACUCACCGGCCGCAGAGCCAGUGCACGAAGACACGAUCUCCUGGAUGGCCUCCGUCGCCUACCUAGUUGGAACACCUACCGUAUUCCUGUUUGGCUAUGUUGUUGAUAAUUUUGGACGGAAGAAGGCUCUGAUGUUGACUUCUUUCGCUAUGGCUUUAUGCUGGAGCCUGAAGCUGUACUCAACCGAAACAUGGGCACUAAUAACAGCUCGAGCGAUCGUCGGGGUCGGUGUCAGUGGUUCAUACGUAGUCACUCCUUUAUACAUCAAAGAAAUUAGCGAAGAUUCCAUUAGAGGAACCCUAGGCAGCUUGGUAGUGCUAUCGCAGAAUCUGGGCAACUUGAUGGCAUAUAUAUUGGGCGAGUACCUGAGUUACCAUGCCAUGUUGUGGGUGUGUUUGACUGUACCAAUUCUGCACCUGAUUCUCUUCACUACGAUGCCUGAAACGCCUUCAUACUUGUUGAAGUGCGGUAAGGUGGAGGAAGCUCGUGAUGCGUUGGCCUGGCUGCGGUGCAGAGACAGCUCCGAGCCUUCCGUAGACAGUGAACUGCAAAUACUGCUUCUUGAACUAGAACAGAGCAAGUCUGGACAGUUCGCCAAUGCUAUCAGAACAUUGAUUACGGACCAGAACACCUGUCGUGCCUUCCGGAUCACUCUGAUCAUCAUUAUUGCUCGGGAGUUGUGUGGGUGCCUAGCUGUGCUCCACUUCGCUUCGCUCAUCUUCAGUAAAGCAAGCGCGGGUGGUUGGGUGUUGACGGCCAAUCAGCAAGCGGCUGUAUUGGGCAUGGUACAAAUAGUGGGCUCUUUUACUGCAAGUGGAUUAGUGGAAAGAACCGGUAGAAAGCCUCUCCUCGGUAUGACUUGCCUGGUCUCUGGUAUCGCGAUGACAGCUUUGGGUUCGUGGUUCUACGCCCACUCGGACGGCUCGACUGGUUCCUCCUGGAUUCCCAUCGUAGCGCUGUGCCUCUGCAUAUAUUGUGACGCGGCUGGACUUCAGCCCGUACCCUUCGUUAUAAUGUCCGAGAUGUUCACCUUCCAGGUCCGUGGCACAGUGACAGCGAUAGUGAUUGCAACCGCUUGCGCUCUAGUCUCUAUCCAGCUUCGAGUGUUUCAACCGAUCGCAGCCUCAGUAGGACUGUACUUAAUUUUCUGGCUGUUUGCCGCUGUGUGCCUGGUCAGUACCGUGUACAUAGCGCUUGUCGUGCCAGAGACGAAAAUGAAGACCCUGGAUGAAAUCUACGCGGAGAUCGGAGGCAAGAACACUAAGAGUAAAGAAAUAGAUUGUGAGGCUGAUGUUACCAAACUGUAA